GGUGUUAACUGUUACAGAUUCUUGAGCCCAACUUUAACUAUGCCUCGCCCAAAAACUAAGACCAAGAGCGAAAAUCUCGCCCGCAUUCGCAAUAAUCAACGGCGCUCAAGGGCAAGGCGACUAGACUAUAUUCGGGAUUUAGAGGAAAAAGCAAAGAAAUACGACGAGCUAAUUGCAUCAACUCCUUCCCCAUCGCUAUCGAAAUUUGAUAAAUUACAGUCCGAAAAUGCCUGGAUGAGAGGGUUACUGGCUACCCUAGGCUUCAAUUUCAACUCUGUGGACCCACCUCCCGAGAGCAUCCACGACAGCGAACCCAACAUGAUGUCAGCGAUCACGGGCUCGGUUGCUACUAGCGUGGAGACUCGCCAAUCUAUGGAAAAUCCAACUUCCUUGUCAUUCUGGGAGCAAUGGGACUCGUCAGGUCUAUCGCCUGACAUGGGACUGGAUUUCAAUACUCCGUUACUAUUGAACAAUUUGGAUACUCUCUCGGCAGAAUCAACAGAACCGAAUAUUGAGCCCAGCAGCUACCAGGGGACCCAGGAGGCCACUGAAACAAGUCCUUCGAGCAACAUGAAUACAACUCUGUGCUCUUUAGCAUGUCAAUGGGUGAUCCAAUGCAAUACAAAAGGCGUGGAAUUGGAUGUCCUGUACUUUCGGAUGGAGCGUGGUUUCAGAAAAGGGAACAAUCCGCUGGAGGGAUGCAGGGUGGAUAAUCAAGUCCUUAUUAAGGUUUUGACGGAAAUAUCUUGA
This is a messenger RNA of Penicillium crustosum, 750 nucleotides long. Its product is annotated as bZIP transcription factor. NCBI's taxonomy places the organism in Eukaryota, Fungi, Ascomycota, Eurotiomycetes, Eurotiales, Aspergillaceae. The transcript is spliced from 3 exons. The record is from RefSeq and is a predicted model, not a curated record. Bases 40 to 750 code for a protein of 236 amino acids.